Messenger RNA from Spirometra erinaceieuropaei, 1636 nucleotides. Lineage: Eukaryota; Metazoa; Platyhelminthes; Cestoda; Diphyllobothriidea; Diphyllobothriidae. The record is from the annotation of a GenBank genome assembly.
AUGGCCAAAUUUAUCGGGGACUGUAUUGAGAGAAAUGAGUAUCCAGACCAUUAUUGGAGAGCGCUGCGUCGUAGUCGUACAGUUAUUACCACAGAAACUCUGAAAAGAUAUGCCGAAAAUCAACUGGAGAGUACCCUCGUAAAAUUAGAGGAACUUGAGCGUCAUGUCUGUCAACGCACAGCCGUCCUAGAUACCCUGGCAGAUGAGGAAAGACAAGAAUUCGACAUGUACACUCAGUCCAUUGAAAAGAAACGUGGAGAGGCAAAACGCUCUGCGCUUCUUAGGAGUUUACAUGAGAUGAAAGCCCAGUCACGGUUUCCGAAAGACCCAGCUCGGUACGUACACAACUACUCUUAUAUGACACUUGAUAAAACAUCACUUGAAGCAUUAUCCCUUGGUCCGAAAUUUUGCAUACCUCGUCGAAAAUUAAAUCAGUUAGAAUUGGAAACGCAGUUCGAGAACCUCUGGAACCAAACAUUCGAUCUAUUGCCCGUUUCGACAGACAGUAUCCAACACUUCAAAUCCACACUAGUGAAUUGCAGCUACCAAUACCUAAACAAAGGACCAAAAUGUCGAGGAUUACUGACAAAAGCACACGUGGAAAAAUUAAAAGAACUUCGAGGGAACAAAGAGAUCUUGGUAACUAGACCUGACAAGGGAACAGGCGUCGUCAUAAUGAACAGAUCGGACUACGUAGCGAAGAUAGAGUCCAUACUAUCUGACCAGAAGAAAUUCAGAAAGACAGAUAAAGAGAAGGAUUGCACGGAUGACGCAGAGGCGAAAUUGACUGACUGUUUAAGAAGGCUCCACACAGGAGGUCACAUAAGUGACCAUGACUUCGAACACCUCCGGCCAGUCGGGACACAUAUUCCCCGAUUAUAUGGUUUACCUAAGAUUCAUAAGGAAGGCCUACCGGUUCGCCCGAUUUUAGAUAUGCGGAACUCUCCGUAUCAUGCGAUAGCUAAGUGGUUAGCAGAGAAGCUCAAGCCCAUACAACAUCAGCUUGCACCACGCAGCUAUCGAGAUACCUUUCAAUUCAUUGACGACAUUAAAGACCUCAACCUUGACGGCAUGAUGAUGUUCUCACUAGACGUCGCAUCACUUUUUACAAACGUCCCAGUCACCGAGACAGUUGACUACAUCUGUGAUUUUCUAUCUGCCAGUCAUCAAGAAAUAGGACUGCCGACAAAAACACUCAAGGAACUAUUACUUAGAUGCACAUUAAAUGUGCAGUUCCUUUUUGACAACCAUCUCUAUAGACAAAUAGACGGCGUUGCCAUGGGCUCGCCUCUUGGACCUCUCUUAGCCGACGUCUUCAUGGGCAAGCUGGAGAGAUUUCAACUAAGCGAUCAGAUCAAGAAGCUUAAACAUUAUGGUCGCUACGUUGAUGACAUCUUUGCGAUUGCAACCACGGAAACCGAUGUCGCUGCCCUCCUAAAUGCUGCAAAUCAGGCACAUCCGUCGAUCAAAUUCACGUUGGAGAUGGAGUCGGCUGGUUCGCUUCCUUUCCUAGAUGUCCUUCUAAACAGGAGAUCUGACGGUAGCAUCCGAAGGAGUGUCUAUCGAAAGAAAACCUGGUCUGGACAAUACACGAACUUCGCUAGUUUCGUACCUCUCCAACAAAAACGGAAUCUAG